AUGUUUCUUGAAGGAAAGACGAAUCAAUCAUAUAAGAACUCCAGUUUUCAUCCUAUGUCCAACGGACAUUGUGAAAGUUUGGUUAAAACAUUUAAAAGCUCUAUGAAGAAAAUGGUGAAUUCAGGUGUUGGAGUGGAUGAAGCGUUGGAUAGAUUUUUGUUUAAUUUUAGAAUAGUCUCACAUGACCAUGGUAAAGAAUCACUGUCUGAAUUUUUGUUUGGGAAGAGACUUCGUUUAAACCUGGAUGGUUUAAGAGAAGAACGUUUUCAAGUAUUACAAGUUCCAGAAGUUUCAAAAUUUCAAGAAGGAGAGAAUGUGUAUGUGCGUGAUUACAAAUUAGAUAAGAACUGGGAGAAGGGAAAAGUAAACAAGGUUGGAGGUCAAAAUUCUUUAUUAUGUUCAAACAGAAACACUUAA
Molecule: messenger RNA, 417 nt
Organism: Strongyloides ratti
Lineage: Eukaryota; Metazoa; Nematoda; Chromadorea; Rhabditida; Strongyloididae
Exons: 1
Coding region: 1-417 (138 amino acids)
Molecular function (GO): nucleic acid binding
Source: RefSeq, a predicted model, not a curated record